UUUUUUUGGAUUUAUAUAUCAAAAAAUUGGAUACAUGUGAUCAUUUGGUAAUCAAAUCAAUUUAUUAUUCAAUUGUUUUUUGUUUGUUUAUUUGUAUUGAUACAAUAUAUAUAUAAUCUAUCAAAAUGUCUAUCGUACAACAAGUUAUUCGAUCAAAUUGGCUUCAGCGAGAGACUAUUCGAAUUUGUCGACAAACUAUUAAUCCAUUUUUAUUGGAAUUACAACAUUAUCGUUAUCAAUCAACAAAUCCUGUCAAAUAUGAUGAUGAAACAUUAAAACAAAUGAUUAAAAAUGAUAAAGUAGUCAUAUUUAUGAAAGGUGUACCUGAAUCACCACGAUGUGGUUUUUCCAAUGCUGUCGUACAGGUUUUACGUAUGCAUGGUGUACCAUUUGAAGCGCACAAUGUACUCGAAUCAGAUGAAUUACGUAAAGCGAUAAAAGAUUUUACUAGUUGGCCAACAAUACCACAAAUUUUUUUAAACGGUGAAUUCAUUGGUGGUUGUGAUAUAUUAUUGGAAAAACAUCAAAAUGGUGAAUUUAUUGAAGAUCUGAAAAAAAUCGGUAUCAAAUCUCAUAUUCUUGUCCAAAUGGAAGAAGAUUCGAAAAAUAAAAAAGAUUAACAGAUAUUUGAUAUUAUCAUGUUCACAAUGUUUUCUUUUUUUUCAAAUCUUUAUUUUUUACAUAUGACUAUUACACAAAAAAAAAUCAUGAAAUAAUAA
Messenger RNA from Dermatophagoides farinae (American house dust mite), 719 nucleotides. RefSeq names its product Glutaredoxin 5 (gene Grx5). The record is from RefSeq and is a predicted model, not a curated record. Gene Ontology annotation, cellular component: mitochondrial matrix. NCBI's taxonomy places the organism in Eukaryota, Metazoa, Arthropoda, Arachnida, Sarcoptiformes, Pyroglyphidae.